Schizosaccharomyces osmophilus is the source of this 3108-nucleotide messenger RNA. RefSeq names its product Golgi membrane phospholipid translocase (flippase) Neo1 (gene neo1). Gene Ontology annotation, molecular function: ATPase-coupled intramembrane lipid carrier activity; ATP hydrolysis activity; ATP binding. NCBI's taxonomy places the organism in Eukaryota, Fungi, Ascomycota, Schizosaccharomycetes, Schizosaccharomycetales, Schizosaccharomycetaceae. The transcript has 4 exons. Bases 1 to 3108 code for a protein of 1035 amino acids. The record is from RefSeq and is a predicted model, not a curated record. Gene Ontology annotation, cellular component: trans-Golgi network; plasma membrane; endosome. Gene Ontology annotation, biological process: retrograde vesicle-mediated transport, Golgi to endoplasmic reticulum; phospholipid translocation; endocytosis.
AUGAAGCCGAGACUGAAUGGCGUUCAAUUGAGGAUGAAGAGUUGGCUUCAGGAUAAAGGCGAAAAGAAUUCCAUCAUACCUUUGAGUGUUCUCUCCAAUACGAGGGAAAGAAACCGCGGCUCAUCUGCAUCGCUAGGACAAGUACGACAUUCCUACGGCCAGGAGGAAACGGACUCUUUGAUUUCAAUUCAUGAGGGUUCCCAACAGGAUAUGGAUACCAAUUUUGAAUCCGGCUUUCGGAUGAUAGAAGUAGGACGGCCUAAUCCUCUCCACGGAAGUAACGCUGUAACAAAUACCAAAUAUGAUGCUUUUAGCUUUCUUCCCAAAUGUUUAUUUGAGCAGUUUCGCUAUUUUUACAAUAUGUACUUUCUAUUGGUGUCUUUAUCCCAGCUUAUUCCUCCCCUAAAAAUUGGAUACCUAUCAACUUAUAUCGCUCCUUUGAUUUUUGUGUUGAUGAUCACGCUGACAAAAGAAGCUAUCGAUGAUUUAAAACGGAGAAGAAGGGAUUCAUUUGCCAAUAAUGAAAUUUAUAUUGUUAAUAACAAUCCCUGUGCUGCUCAGAAUAUUCAAGUAGGCGAUGUUGUGCUCAUAUCAAAGGAUCAAAGAGUACCCGCAGACAUGGUUCUGAUGCACACAUCUGUUGGAAAUGAAGCUUUUGUUCGAACGGAUCAGCUCGACGGAGAAACGGAUUGGAAACUGCGGAUACCUUGCUCAAAUCAGUAUUCACAUGGAAUCAUUCAUGCAGAUUCCCCCAUCAAAUCUGUCCAUCACUUUUAUGGUACCUUUACUUUGAAUGAUAAUAGAAGACCGCUUACUGUGGAUAAUACACUUUGGGCGAAUACCGUCUUAGCCAGUGAGGCGGUUUAUGGUGUUGUCAUUUAUACCGGUAAAGAUACUCGUCAAUCCUUAAAUAGUUCAAAAGCGAAAACAAAAGUUGGCUUAUUAGAGAAAGAAGUCAACUUCUACUCUAAAAUUCUUUGCAUGAUCGUCCUUACACUUUCCGUAAUACUUACAUUCAGCCACGGAAUACGAGAAAAUUGGUACAUUGCUAUCUUCAGAUACUUGAUAUUAUUUUCGAGUAUUAUUCCAAUUAAUUUACGUGUGAAUUUAGAUAUUGCUAAAAUUGUUCAUUCUAAACAUACCGAGGCGGAUCCUAAUUUACCUGAUGUCGUUGUCCGCAGCAGCAAUAUUCCAGAAGAACUAGGUAGAAUUGAGUACCUGUUAACUGAUAAAACUGGUACUUUAACACAAAAUGAAAUGGAAAUGAAAAAACUGCAUUUGGGAGCCAUCGGGUUUUCCAAUGAAUCAAUGGAUGUUGUUCAGGCCUGUGUUAAUGAUUCUACGGCUCAUAUUCCGUUGAGUGAUGAUACAAAAGACAUAGUCCGAACAACCGUUUUAGCCCUUUCCUUGUGCCAUAAUGUAACUCCGUCUGAAACUACUGAUGGCUCUGUUAGUUUUCAAGCCGCAAGUCCUGAUGAGGUCGCAAUUGUUCGAUGGACUAGCAGCAUGGGCUUGGUUUUGACACAUCGUAAUCGAGCAAGUAUUACUCUUAAUACGUCGUCAUAUGAAAUUUUACAACUUUUUCCGUUCAAAUCCGAAACAAAGAGAAUGGGCAUCGUGGUCCGCUCACCAGAAGGACAAAUUACGUUUUACCUCAAAGGUGCAGAUUCGGUCAUGCAGCAAUUCAUAAGUCCAAGCUUCUGGCUUGACGAAGAAUGCGGAAACAUGGCCAGGGAGGGGCUCCGAACCUUAGUAGUUGCAAAAAAAGACUUAACUAAUGAAGAAUAUAAUUCGUUUGCUACUUUAUAUGCAGAAGCAAACGUGUCUUUUUCUGGCUCAAGGGAUAAGAGGAUGGCAGGAGUUAUUUCGAAGUAUUUGGAGAAUGACAUGGACUUACUUGGACUCACUGGUGUUGAAGAUAAACUUCAAAAGGAUGUUAAAGUAACCUUAGAAUUACUUAGAAACGCUGGUAUACAUGUUUGGAUGCUUACAGGAGAUAAAGUGGAAACUGCUAGAUGUAUCGCCAUAUCAUCGAGGCUUGUUUCUCGAGGUCAGUACAUUCACACCAUUUCCAAACUUAAUUCUCAAGAAGAUGCGCAGAAUCAGUUGAUGAUUUUAGCUGGAAAACCAGACUGCUGUCUCAUAAUAGACGGAGAAUCCAUGGAAUUCUGUGUCGGAUAUUUGCAGGAUGAAUUUAUAGAAGCAGUCUCUGACUUAUCUUGCGUGGUAAUUUGCAGGUGUACGCCUACCCAGAAAGCAAACAUGACACGUUUGAUCCAAAAGAAGAAAUCUGCUUCCGUCUGCUGUAUAGGUGAUGGAGGUAAUGAUGUUGGAAUGAUUCAAGUUGCAAAUAUCGGUGUCGGUGUUGUCGGAAAAGAGGGUCAACAGGCCAGUCUUGCUGCUGACUAUAGCAUAAAAGAAUUCAGCCACGUUGCUCGUUUACUCUUGUGGCAUGGCCGUAUAAGUUACAAGCAAACUUCGAAAUUGGCAAUGUUCGUUAUUCACCGUGGUUUAAUUAUUUCCAUUUGUCAGGUUGUAUACAGUAUAAUUUCGAAUUUUGAGCCCAUUGCUUUGUUUCAAGGGUUACUGUUGGUGGGGUACUCGACGAUGUAUACAAUGUUGCCCGUUUUCUCCAUUGUUUAUGAUAGAGAUGUGAGUGAAAAAUUGGUUUUUCUGUUUCCAGAGCUUUACAAGGAGAUGAGAGAAGACAAAUGUUUUUCCAUUAAAUCAUUUACGUCUUGUGUUUUAAUCAGUAUUUACCAAGGCGUAAUAAUACAAGUGAUUACUUACGUACUUGUCGGAUUCGACGUUGAAGGUCAAAUGCUAGCUGUUUGUUUCUCCUGUUUAAUUUUAAAUGAGCUCAUUAUGGUAGCCCUCCAGAUUAACAGAUGGGAUCAAACAAUUGUUAUGUCAGAAAUGCUAAGCCUAAUGAUUUACACUCUGAGCGUUCCUUUCUUAACUGAUUAUUUUGAUUUGAAAUUUUUCCUGGGGCUCAAGUUUUACUGGGUGUCAGCUCUUAUAUUAUUUAUCAGCCUCUUACCUGUUUGGAGUGGAAGAGCAUUGAAGCAAAAACUGAAACCUUCAAGUUAUGCAAAAUUACAAAGAUAA